UGGGACUAGCUGGGACUCGGACUCGGACUCAGACUCAGACUCAGACCCUAAGUCUCCAAGAAUUUUACCGAAGAGGUGAAGGAAAAAAAUACAACAGCACAAUAAACAGAAGACACAAAGAGGAGCUCUGUACAACAAAACACAACAGAGAGGCUACGAAAACCGAGCCAAUGUCUGAGCUAACACUGUAUAACAUCACGCUUGAAAGGCAAUCUGCUUCGGUGCAAUGUUGCUUAGGCAAUUUCUCCGGUACGAAGAAACAAGAGAUCAUCACUGCCUCUUCCAAUGAACUGGUUGUAUACAGAGUGGAUUCAUCGUCUGGUUCUUUACAGCAGCUGUUUACUUUUAAGCUGUUCUCCACUGUCAGAUCAAUAGCACCUGUUAGGAUUGCUGGUACAACCACGCACUACCUAUGUGUAUCCUCUGAUUCGGGGAAUCUGACGGUGCUGUCGAUGGAUCUUCAGAACAAGAGGUUCACUGCUCUGUUCAAUGAACCUCACUCCAAGAGCGGCAUAAGAAGGCUAACACCAUCCGAGAUCACAGUGGACCCGAAGGGCAGGGCUGUGAUGGUUUCAGCCAUUGAGAAAAACAGACUCGUGUAUGUGAUGAAUAGAGAUGACACCGGGUUGACGAUUUCAUCACCGUUGGAGGCUCAUAGAUCAAGGCAUCUGUCGUUAUCAACGGUGGCUCUGGAUGUUGGGUAUGAAAACCCCCAGUUUGCAUCAUUGGAAAUCGACUACUCUGACUUGGAAUUAUCUGAUAUAGACAUGAAGAAACAACUGACAUUUUAUGAAUUGGAUCUUGGUUUAAACCAUGUCGUUAAGAAACAUUCGGAACAAGUCCCAGAAACUUCAAAUCUACUCAUACCAGUCCCAGGUGGGAGCGAUGGUCCAAGUGGUGUGUUGGUUUGCUCUUCAAAUAAAAUCUCAUAUCGUAACUUAUAUGGUGAUAAACUAUCCAUUUCGAUACCAGGGGAAGAUGACACAGUUAUAACCUACGGUGUAUCUCAUAAACUGAAAAAUGAGUUCUUCUUUCUACUGCAAACAAACUAUGGUGACUUGUUCAAAUUGGAACUGUUAAAAGACAUGUCACUAUCCAUAAGUUACUUUGAUACCAUACAACUGUGUACCUCCUUUGUUAUUCUUAAAUCAGGGUUCCUAUAUGCCGAUGCAGAGACAGGUGAUAAACAACUGUUCCAGUUCGAAAAGCUUGGUGGUGACAUGACUUAUAAAUCAACAAAUGAUAACCCUGUGAGAACUUGGUUCGCAAGAACAGAGUUACAAAACCUAUCACUUGUUGACGUCGUCGAGUCACUGGCACCAAUGAUAUCAUCUCAUAUAACUCCUAACAAAAGCAGCAACUGCUUGUUCUCAUUGAACGGAGUGAAAGACUCUUCUACACUCAGGAUGUUACAGUAUGGUGUUUCGAUAUCGGAGAUAGUAGAGCCUGAUUUACCAGCCACUGCUACAAGAUGCUUCACUACAAAGACUGAUAAAUCCGAUGAGUUUGACAAAUAUCUCAUCAUUUCAUUCGAAGAUAGAACUUUAGUGCUCACCAUUGGAGAGUCCGUGGAAGAAGUUACAGAUUCAGGAAUUGAUCUCUCUGUGGAGACUCUGGGAAUCCAGCAAGCUGGUCAAAGUUCAAUUCUCCAAAUUCACAAAGAUGGUGUUAACGUCAUCAAGAAUAACACCAUUGUAAACCAUUGGUACCCACCAGCUGGUAUCAAACUAACCGCAUUGUCUUCAACAAAUACACAGCUAGCACUUGGUUUGAGUAACGAAGACCUGGUCUAUUUUGAAAUUGACCAAGAUGAUAACUUGAUCGAAUGGAAUGAGCAUAAACACAUGUCUUGUAAGAUCACGUCGAUGUCAUUAGGUGAGAUUCCCGAUGGACUUCGUAGGUCUUCGACUUUAGUGGUUGGCUGUGCUGAUUCUACAAUUCGUGUUCUAUCUACAGAUCCAAAAUCGACCUUAGAGUCGAUAUCAUUGCAGGCAUUGAGUUCAGUUCCAUCAAGCUUACUAAUUUGUAAUAUGAACAACCAACUAUGUGUUCAUAUCGGACUGGAGAAUGGUGUUUACGUCAGAACAGUUCUAGAUGUGAAGUCAGGGGACUUGUCAAGUACAAAGCAGAAAUACCUCGGUAACAGACCUGUCAUUUUAACGAAAACAAGACUGAACAAAGAGAACGUUGUGAUAGCAUUAUCUGCAACCACAUGGAUUGUGCACGAGAUGGAAUCGUUCAAGGUCCAACCACUUUUGAUCGAGCCAUUGGCUUAUUCUACAAGCUUCCAUAGUGAGGAUUGCCCAGAAGGUCUUGUUGGUGUUUAUAAGAGGAAAUUGGUUAUCUGUACAAUUGAUUCUUUGACCCAAACUUUCAAGAAAGACUCUCUACAGAUACAAACAACAGGUAAGCUGUUGUUAGAAGAUGACAAAUACCUCUAUAUCAUUCUCAGUGGAGAAGGAUCCUAUAUUCAAAAGUUCAACGAAAACACGAAUGAGAUUGAAAAGUCCGUUGAAAUUCCCAAAGGAACCAAGAUCGUGACCGCAAACAUGGUACACUUCCAAUCGAAGAAUGCUAAGUACCUUGUAUGCUCAUCUACAGGCGAAGAGAAUUUAUUAUCUGUCUACGAUUUGAAUGACUUAUCUCUUAUCCACUCCACCAAAAUUCCAGAACAAUGUCAUUGUCUGGGAGAAUUCCAGGGCAAGUUAAUCGCAGGCUAUGGUUGCUACUUGAGACUCUUCGACAUGGGUGUCAAGCAACUUUUAUCCAAGUCGAACACUCAUUUAAAAACUUUAUCAUCUAUUGUGAGAUUGGAUGUUCAAGGCUCAAGAGUCGCAAUUGGAGAUAUCCGAGACUCCAUAACACUUGUGACAUUUUCUCAUGAGAUGAACGCAUUUGUCCUUUUUGUUGAUGAUAUAGUAACUCGUCAUGUAACAUCCCUGAAAUUCUUGGAUUACAAUACCGUCGUUGGUGGUGAUAAAUUUGGCAACGUUUUCGUACUUCGUGUACCUGAAAGUGCAAGUGAUGAUGACGUUGGGUACCUCUCAACGAAACCUCUCAGCACGAAUGGUGCUCCAUUCAAGUUCAAUACACUGUGCCAGUUUUAUCUUGAUGACAUCCCCAUGUCUUUCCACAAAACAAAUUUCACUCCUGGUGGUCGUGAUAUCAUUGUAUACACCUGCUUACUGGGCACAGUUGGUGCACUGAUUCCCUUGAUUACGAUGAGUGAUAUCAAAUUCUUAAAGUCCGUAGAGAAGGCUAUGAGAGAUUCAUUGGAACUUCCAACUGGAAGAAUGCAUCUGAAGUAUAGGGGUUACUAUGCACCUGUUAAGAACGUCAUCGAUGGUGACUUACUCGAGCUGUUUGAUACUCUGGACUCCAAUUCACAAGAUCUUGUAAUUUCAGAAACUGGAAGAAAGAAAGAGGAGAUUUCUAGAAGGGUGUACGAUGUUAGACUUGGAUCUCUCUAACAUAGAGUGAUGGUGUAAAGAAUAUAGCAGUAUAAUUCGGUAUGUUAAACGUCUAUGAAAACCUUCCUCUAAACAUUUCCUUUAUGAUAUUCUUAUUAAUGAUGGUUUCUUGGAUGAUUCCAUCAACAUGUCGUGCUUCACAUCUACCAUACCAAAUUGUGAGCCCAUCUUCGUCAAAAUACAAUACAUUUCCAGCGUACGCGUGUCCUCCGAUGUGGCUCACUAGGCCAACCCUCACACCAUGCGCAUU
Messenger RNA from Williopsis jadinii, 3720 nucleotides. RefSeq names its product U2 snRNP complex subunit RSE1 (gene RSE1). The record is from RefSeq and is a predicted model, not a curated record. Gene Ontology annotation, biological process: mRNA splicing, via spliceosome. Gene Ontology annotation, molecular function: protein binding; U2 snRNA binding. NCBI's taxonomy places the organism in Eukaryota, Fungi, Ascomycota, Saccharomycetes, Phaffomycetales, Wickerhamomycetaceae. The transcript has a single exon. The coding region runs from base 171 to 3470 and encodes 1099 amino acids. Gene Ontology annotation, cellular component: nucleus; U2 snRNP.